Messenger RNA from Rhagoletis zephyria (snowberry fruit fly), 1720 nucleotides. RefSeq names its product tetracycline resistance protein, class C-like. Gene Ontology annotation, molecular function: transmembrane transporter activity. Lineage: Eukaryota; Metazoa; Arthropoda; Insecta; Diptera; Tephritidae. The record is from RefSeq and is a predicted model, not a curated record. Gene Ontology annotation, biological process: transmembrane transport. Gene Ontology annotation, cellular component: membrane.
AUGGUUGGAACGGAGGAGCAGGCACCAUUACCUUCACAAAACGGGACUGUCGGCCAUUACGAAAAGGGCAGUGCAAAAGCACUCCCACCUUCAGAAUAUUCAAGUGAUGACAGAGUUUCUACGAUAUCCGAGAAGAGAACUAUAAUUGAACCGGCUGUAUUUCUAAUAUAUAUUUCCACAACAAUUGCUGGGGCCGUCUUGCAAAAUCAACUACUUUUUCAAACCUGCGUCGCUGUUUACGACUACGAUAAAGAUGUUUGUGAGCCACUGCUGGGAGUUAAAGCGAAAAAUGAUGAUGCGAUUGCUAUUGAAACGAAAGUGCAGCCCUAUGUGGCCCGUAUUAUUAUGACGAAUUCAUUGAUCAGCAGUAUUUUACCAGCAUUUCUUAGCUUGUUUAUUGGACCUUGGUCUGAUAAAUUUGGACGCCGACCCAUACUUAUAGCAACUUAUGGCGCGGCAUUGUGCGGACAUGCAAUAACAACAAUCCUGGCAGGCAUAUCAAUGGCAAUGCCAAUAAAUCCCUGGGUUUACGUUAUAUCGUAUAUACCGUUAGCAAUAACCGGUGGCACUUGUGCCCUGAUAACAAUGGUAUUUUGUCUGGUAUCCGAUGUGUCCGAUGAGGGUGGCAAAGCUAGACGUUUGUUCUUAGUGGAGGGCGCUUUGGGCAUCGGUACUGUGGUCGGCAACUUAGUGGCUAGUAAAAUUUUAGCUGGAACUGGAACCAUCGGCGUUUUUGGAAUCGCCACCGCACUCGACUUGUUUGCAUUACUCUAUUUGCUCAUAUUUGUUGGUGAAAGUCUGAAGUUGAAACACGAACGAAAAACAUCGAAGCUACGUGAGUUCUUCAAAUUCGAUUUAAUAAAAGAUCUAGUGAAAAGUUGUGUGAAGCGCAGACCAAACUAUGAUCGCGCCAUUAUUUGGUGUAUAAUGUUCACCUUAGUCAUCACUACUUUUGUUAUGCAGGGUGAGUCCAAUGUAUUCUAUCUGUUCUUGCGCAACAAAUUCAAUGCCAAUCUCUCGCAAUUUACCACCUACAAUGCCGUCACACUCUGCAUCAAAAUGGUUGGAUGUGGCAUUAUUUUGAUUUUAUUACGAAUACUUUUCAAGGUGUCUUUAACUAUUGUGGCGAUUAUGGGCUUAGCCGGCUGCUUUAUGGACAGUACGAUACGGGCGCUUGCCCAAAACUUUUGGCAGAUGUAUGUGGCCGCCCUAAUGGGUUUCAUGAGCGGCGUAAAUAAUCCUAUGCUGCAGGCGGUACUCGCUGGCUUAGUAGAAGCAACGGAGAUCGGCAAAAUCUACGCGGUGAUAUCUUCGCUACAAACCAUUUCACCUUUGAUAUCAGCCCCCGUAUACACGGGCAUUUACAGUGCUUCGCUGUUAACAAACCCUGGAGCCUUCUACUUUCUGAGCAGUGCCAUUUAUCUCUUGUGCUUUGUGCUCAUCAGUGGCAUGUAUGUAUUGGAACGACUUGCCGCUAGAUCUCAGAGGAGACAAAAAGCCGCUGCAGUGGAAACAUAAGUGAAAUUAUAUUAAUUAAAUAUGGCUUUGUAAUAGUUAAGAUUAUUAAAAAAAAAAACUUAAGCCAAAAAUCGCCAAUUUUGUAUCAGCCGCAGAAGCUUCGCAAAUCUAACUCUCUAUUUAGUUAGUUAAGCUUUGUAAUACCGUUUUAUUUGUUUUGAAUGUGUUACCACUAGUUGUGGCGUGGUUUAAGCCAAGUUUA